CGUGCGUGCGGGGAUCGAGCUGUGAUACUAGUUGCGCCAGCCAGUUGCCAGUUCGUCGCCACUCGCCGCCCCACAGUUUUGGAGUGAACGCGUUUGUGUUCGGUCCGUCCGAGCCCGUUCGGUAAUGUGCGCAUGACGUCGUCGGAAAAAAUAAUUAAUAAUUUUUUGUGAUAAUAAUAAAUAAUACGUGUACUACCGCUGCUACUAGUGCUAUACAUAAUAUUACCAACGACGAGACGGAGACGUCGUAUAGUUUUAUUUAUUUAAAUUUUUUAUUUUUAUUUUUUUUUUUUUAUCAUCGUUGUAACGUAGUACCUAGUCGAAGGUGUUGUUGUUGUUGUUAUUAUUAUUAUUGUUAACGCUACUACUAUUAUUUAUUAUUAUCAUCAUCAUUAUUAUUAUUAUUAUUAUUACAAUACCAUCGUCACCCGUCGUCGACGCGUUAUUAAUCCCACGGUCGGUACCUGUCGCGCCGCGUCCGCGUGCACCACGUAUACGCACGACGACGACGACAACGCCUCGCUUGAUGUGCUCCGGCAGCCGUUGACCGAACGAACACACUGUGCGAAGACGUCAUGUCCGGCUUACAGCAGCAGCAGCAGCAGCAGCAGCAGCAGCAGGAACAGGUCACCAUCAAGAUGGAACCGUCGGACCCGAGCAGCCCGGCCACGGCUGUUGCCGCUGCCAUCAACAACAACCUGGUGGUGCGGGUGGACCAGGACUCGGAGACGGACCUGCAAGCGCUGUUCGACACAGUGCUGAAGCCGGACGGGAAGAAACCGCUGCAGCUGCCGUUACGCAUGCGCCAACUACCCAAGUCGUUUUUUAACCCGCCGUCCACGGGCUCCAAGUCGUCAUCCAUAUCGCACAGCCGCGAGAACUCCGGCGACUCGGCUUUCGGGACGGCACCGUCCAUCGGCCAGUCGUGCGUGGCCGGCGGUGGUCCGGGGCCAAUGCACUCGCGCGCUCACAGCUCGCCCGCCUCGCUGCAGCAGACGUACGGGGUCAGCGCGGCCAAGCAACAGCAACAGCAGCACGUCAAGCAGCGCAGCUACGACGUGUCCAGCGCCAUCGAUGAGUUGGGCCCGCUGCCUCAGGGAUGGGAACAGGCCCGGACGCCCGAGGGACAGAUUUACUUUUUGAAUCACCUCACCAGAACGACUCAGUGGGAAGACCCGCGAAAGAGCUUGGCCGCUCAGGCGGCGAACCAACACCAGCGCAGUGCCGAACAAUUGUUGAGCCCCGGUAACGACAGCGGAUCGAGUACCAAUGCCACCAGCACACCUACAAACUCGCCACCACACAUUCAUUCGACCCUCCAAGGAACGAACAAAAACGUGACUCUGGGCCCGUUGCCCGAUGGAUGGGAACAAGCCGUCACCGUGGACGGCGAGACAUACUUUAUAAAUCACAUAGCCAGGACCACAUCGUGGUUCGAUCCGAGAAUACCUGCUCAUUUGCAAAGAGCGCCGACGUCGGGAGCGGUGCUACCUUCGGGCUCGGCGUCGUGGCUGCUGAACGGCGGUUCCGGGUUGUCGCAGUCGCUCCAAGUCACCCAGCAAAAGCUCAGACUUCACUCGCUGCAAAUGGAGCGCGAACGUUUAAAGCUCCGCCAACAGGAAAUCAUCCGUCAGCAAGAGCUUAUGUUGCACUCGGGCCAGACGACCAAUGACCUCGACCCGUUCCUAUCUUGCAGCAGCAGUAACGUCGAUCAUUCGCGGCAGGAAUCAGCCGACAGCGGCUUGGGCCUGGGAAAUAAUUACUCGCUGCCGCACACUCCCGAAGACUUUUUGUCAUCCAACAUGGACGACAACAUGGACUGUACUUCAGAAAGCGAUAAUCCAGGUCCAUCGUCGGACAUGUCGGUAGUCGACUCGCAGGAAAUGGCCUCGUUGGAUGUCACCGACGACUUAGUCCCGUCACUUCAAUUAGGGGACGAAUUUAGCAAUGACAUACUGGACGAGGUACAAUCGCUGAUCGAUCCGAACAACAAACCCGGAUCAAUUUUGACUUGGCUAUGAAAACAUUUGUCAUAUAUUUGUUUUUAUAUAAAAAUAACUUUUAUAUAUAUAUAUAUAUAUAUAUAUAUAUGUAUAUAUACAUGUAUUUGCAUAUGUGUAUUAAUUAAUUUUAAUUAAGAGGUUUUAUUUGUACAUGCCUGCGUGUGCGUGAACUCUGUGUGUGUGUGUGCGUGUUUUUAAAAUCCGUUUUAUCAUAACCGAUAUGAUGCGAAAAAAUUAUGGACAGCAGCAGCGUGCGCGCGAACGAACGGUGCAGCACUAAGGAAAAACUACCGGACGCGGUCAAAACGUCGUUGUGACACAAAACAUAAAACGCGUAAAAUAUUAUUGCUGUAAAACGUCACAGCGGACUCGUGCUUUCCCGUUCAGAGAAAAAAAAAAUUAUACAUCCAUAUUUAUUUCGGGUAGUGUGUCGACCGUAACGAUUGCUAAUACGAUCAUUGUACGCGAGUGAGAACGAAGAUUCCGUGCCCGGGAUUCGAACCACAUUUUCGCCGCACACGUGCGUACGUACAGCCGCGCAUGGCCACGCAUUUUCGCCGCGAAUCGAUAGCGUUUACAGAUGCGUAUAAAUAUUAUCCUCGCCCGUACAAUAUCGGUUAUUUCAAACGUAUCGUAUUAUAUUAAUCGUGUACGUACGCGUCCGGAGGCUCCUUCCACGCAUGUCGACGACGAUAAUAUACUAUCUGAACGAAAUCCUCCGUCCGCAGCGAUCGUUUCCCGCGGUCCCCGUCACCGUCUAAGGAAACCGCGAGUGUUAUACCUCUACCGCGUAAUAAAUUAUCAUGAUAAUCAUAUGUUAUUAAACCGAGGGUGAAUUUUCAAAAACGUCUUUAAUUACAAUUAAUUUGUCCUCCAUUUCACUGCCAAAACAGAUUUUACAGGGUAUGAACGAUUUUUUUUUCUCGUUUACUCGCGCAUAUUCGAACUGUGCACCGCGACCUAAUCAUUGUUAUUGGGUGCGCCGUUCUUUCGACAAAAACGGUUGUAUCUAACCAAUCGGAUUUUUUCGUACUGACCGAAAUACUAAGUGCCCUAAGAAAUAAUAAAAAAAAAAA
Sipha flava (yellow sugarcane aphid) is the source of this 3079-nucleotide messenger RNA. RefSeq names its product transcriptional coactivator YAP1 (gene yki). The transcript has 7 exons. Gene Ontology annotation, cellular component: nucleus; cytoplasm. The record is from RefSeq and is a predicted model, not a curated record. Gene Ontology annotation, biological process: hippo signaling; positive regulation of transcription by RNA polymerase II. The coding region runs from base 576 to 2021 and encodes 481 amino acids. Gene Ontology annotation, molecular function: transcription coactivator activity; protein binding. NCBI's taxonomy places the organism in Eukaryota, Metazoa, Arthropoda, Insecta, Hemiptera, Aphididae.